Molecule: messenger RNA, 3252 nt
Organism: Dujonia railenensis
Lineage: Eukaryota; Fungi; Ascomycota; Pichiomycetes; Serinales; Debaryomycetaceae
Source: the annotation of a GenBank genome assembly
AUGUCGGGAUCGUUUUGGAAGUUUAGUAAUGGAUUUACUUCACUCUCCAACGUUCUGACUUUGUUGGAACGGUACAACUCUAGUAAGAAUGAUAUUGAUUCUGAAUCAGAGGAGCAGCUGCUUAAGUUAAGGGGAGAGAAGGACGAUGAGAACUCUACGGAGGCGGUUUUGAGUCGAUUAUUGGACGAAAGUGACUUGCUUCAGGAAUUGUUGAGCAAUAACUCGAUGUUGUUGGAGUUUUUGAGAGACGAGAGUGUGUUAGAGUUGUUGGUAGGGUUUGUGGUGAACGAAGCAAGUGAGAACGAAGCCGCCAGGGAAGCAGCGGGCACCGGCAAGGAAAUCGGAGAAGUGGAGAAAGAGCAUGAUUCUGAGGAGGUGACUGAGAAGGAAGCUGGUGAAAGUGAAGCUCAAGCAGGCAACGCUGAUGCCACUGCUGAAGCUGAUGCUGCUACUGAUCCUACUACUGCUGCUCCUACCAUCGACGAAAGCGAAAAGAAUGAGCUACUCAGCGAAAAGGACGAUGACAUCAACGAAAAGGACGACUAUGAAAAGGACGACAGCGAUAACGAAGUUGAAAACGAAAAGGAUGAAAAGCUGUCUGAUAUCGAACCCGACUCGGACGAGGACGAGGACAACUAUAAGCUGGAAACAGACCUUGACACGUCUGCCAACGAUGAUGAAGAGGAUGAAGACACAGAGAGUGAGGAUGAACGCAAAACCCGUCAUGCCACGUUGGCAGCUGAGAUCUUGGCUGCUGAUGUGUGGUCGUUGACAGAUACUGUCAUGGAGUCCACCGCUUCCUUGAACACUUUGUGGAGCAUAUUGGACACCACGACACCGCUCUCGAUCAACUUAUCCACGUAUUUCAUGAAGAUUAUGGAGCACUUGCUAGACAUGAAAUGCGAUGAAAUGAUAACGUACUUAAUAGAUAAUCAGCCGAAGUUGGUGGCCAAGUUUAUGAAUCACUUAUCCAACCCUCCCUUGAUGGACUUUCUUUUAAAGUUAAUUUCCACUGACAAGCCAGACAAUUCCACAGGAAUAAUUGACUUUUUACAGAAUCAAGGGUUGAUUGACCACUUGAUCCAAGCAUUAGAGAUAGUAGAGGGAGCAGCUGAUUACUCUGAAGGAGACGCAUUGCUCAAACAAUCAUCUGCUGCUGAUUUCCUUAAAGCUCUUAUAACCAUAUCAGCCAAUUCCACGUCUGAUACAUCUAGUAUCGGACCAAAUGAAUUGACCAGAGAGUUGGUUUCAUACAAGCAGAUGCUGAAUUUAUGUGACAUAAUGUUAAAGGGGGACUACGCAUUGGCCAAUGGUGUUGGUAUAAUAAUAGAAAUUAUAAGAAAAAAUAACUCAGACUAUGAUUUACUCCCAGUGUUGUACAUUACGUUGGAAAGCCAUCCACCAACUGGUAGAGAUCCAAUUUAUUUGGGCCAUCUACUAAAAGUCUUUGGCGAUAAGAUUGAAGAGUUCAACAACUUACUUUUGAAAUCACAUGAAAAUAAAGAAGGAGGUUUCAUGAAAAAUGGAAAAUUAAGAACCCCCUUCGGAGAAAUUGAGCCCUUGGGAUUCGAAAGGUUCAAAAUUUGUGAAUUGAUUGCUGAAUUAUUGCAUUGCUCCAACAUGGCACUCUUGAACGACAAUAAGGGAUUUGAUAUCGUCAAGGAAAGAGAUCAAUUAAGGAAAAAAAUGAAAGAAUACGAUCCAAUCAGUUUCAAGUACAAUGAGGUUAUCGUAUUGCCUAGUGGAUUCGAUAAAAAGGAUGAUACAGAGACUUCUGGCGAUGAGCAAUCUGCUAGCGCUACUGAAAAUGCAGACGACCAAGUUGCAUUUGAUUUGAAUAGAUUAAGAGUGAACGAACUUGAGCAUGAACGAGAUUUGGAAAAUUUCGGCAACGACACUGUUGAUUCAUUUAACGAAGAUGGAGACGACGGAGAGGUGGGUGCGCUCGACGAAGAAGAUUCAUUCCAAAAUGAUAUGCAAGGAAGAGACGGAGAGGAGCACGAUGAAGAUGGAGAAGAGGAAGAAACGCACGCAAAUGCCAAUCUCACAGAAGCCCAAAUCAGAGCUAAGCCAGUCAUCGGAGAUUUCCUCAAGAUCUCCUUAUAUGAUACACAAAUAAUCUCAAACAUUUUAACUAUGUUCUUCAAGUUCCCUUGGAACAAUUUCUUGCAUAACGUUGUAUUUGAUAUUGUCCAACAAGUAUUGAAUGGAUCUAUGGAUAUUGGAUUCAACAAGUUUCUUUCCAUGGAUUUAUUCGAUAGGGGAGAUAUCACUAACAAGAUUGUCAAUGGACAAAAGGAGUGUACAGAAUAUGAAUUAACCAACAAUGGAUUAAGAUUAGGAUAUAUGGGACAUUUAACCUUGAUUGCCGAAGAGGUGGUUAAGUUCAUUCAACUAUACCCAGCUAACACCUUAAGUGAAUUAAUAGAUGUGAAGGUUGAAGAUAAAGUGUGGGAAGAGUAUGUCAGUCAUGUAUUGUACGAUACCAGAGAGAAGUAUAACGCUAUCUUAGGAGGUGGAGAGGACGAUGAUGACGACGACGAGGAUGAAGAUGAAGAGGCUUCCAAUACGUUUGAUGAAGGAGUUGGAGAAAUAUUAGAAGACGAAGAAAAAUCUGUGACCACAUCCAACGGAUUAUUGUUGGAUCCUACUAUCGACCACGACAUCCUUUCCGCUGCAUACGAUGAGGAUUAUAAUGAACACGAGGAAGAUGUCGUUAACAGAGAUAGUAAGCACCAGCCACUGGUAUCAUCCGAUGAGUCAGAGUCUGAAGAAGAUGACGAUCAUUUUUCCAACUACAUGUCGCUGCAAUUGUCUAACACUAAUAUAACUGAAACCAAGUUACCAUCUCCGACUACAAAGAUGUCGGAUGAUGAAGACGAUGAAGAGGAAUCCAGUGAAGAGGAAGAAAGCGAAUAUAUCAGAGGUAAUGUGUCUCCUAGCAACGACGUAAUUGUAGGAGGCGAGGACGAUGUUGAUAAUGAUGACGAAUACAUUGACCCCAACGAUGAUGGACUCUCCUAUAAAAAGAGUGCACAUCCACUUUAUGACUCCAAGGGAGCAUUGAUUUCCAUGGCCGGCGAUGAUGUCGACGAAGAAGAACUAAGCGAGGACUCAUCUGGCCCAAGUUCUGAUGACGAUGACGAUGAUGAUGACGACGAUGAUGACGACGAAGAAAUAAACGCUGUUAAGAAAGUUAACAGUGGCAAGGGUACGGGCAACAAGCUCACCAGAGCGGCAAGCAAGAGCUAG